Molecule: messenger RNA, 2236 nt
Organism: Gasterosteus aculeatus aculeatus (three-spined stickleback)
Lineage: Eukaryota; Metazoa; Chordata; Actinopteri; Perciformes; Gasterosteidae
Gene: elovl6
Product: ELOVL fatty acid elongase 6
Biological process (GO): fatty acid elongation, monounsaturated fatty acid; fatty acid elongation, saturated fatty acid; very long-chain fatty acid biosynthetic process
Cellular component (GO): endoplasmic reticulum membrane; endoplasmic reticulum
Molecular function (GO): fatty acid elongase activity
Source: RefSeq, a predicted model, not a curated record
AAGAAGCAAGGUGGCGCGGGCGCGCGCGCGCAAGAGAGAGAGAGCGAGCGAGAUAGAGAUGCGAGACGAGAGUCCGCGUGGGAGCAGUCGAGUCCAACCAGCACGAACCCCCCGCGCGCGGCCCAGCGUCGUCUCGUCUCCAGCGGCGUGAAGCAGCAACGCAGCCAGCAUGUCGGUGCUCGCGCUCCAAGAGUACGAGUUCGAGAGGCAGUUCAACGAGGACGAAGCCAUCCGAUGGAUGAAGGACAACUGGAAGAAGUCGUUUCUCUUCGCUGCUCUCUACGUCGCCUUCAUCCUCGGGGGGCGUCAUGUCAUGAAGCAGAGGGAGAAGUUUGAGCUGAGGAAGCCGCUGGUGCUGUGGUCGCUCACGCUCGCUCUAUUCAGUAUAUUCGGCGCCAUCCGUACCGGGAGUUUCAUGGUGCACAUCCUGAUGACCAAAGGGCUGAAGCAGUCCGUUUGUGACCAGAGCUUUUACAACGGGCCCAUCAGCAAGUUCUGGGCCUACGCCUUCGUGCUCAGUAAAGCACCAGAACUGGGCGACACGCUCUUCAUCGUCCUGAGGAAACAGAAGCUCAUCUUCCUCCACUGGUACCACCACAUCACCGUGCUGCUCUACUCCUGGUACUCCUACAAAGACAUGGUGGCCGGCGGCGGAUGGUUCAUGACCAUGAACUACCUGGUCCACGCCGUCAUGUACUCUUACUACGCCCUGCGGGCGGCCGGCUUCAAGGUGUCGCGCAAGUUCGCCAUGUUCAUCACGCUGACCCAGAUCACCCAGAUGCUGAUGGGCUGCGUGGUCAACUACCUGGUGUACUCGUGGAUGCAGCAGGGCCACGAGUGCCCAUCCCACAUGCAGAACAUUGUGUGGUCCUCCCUCAUGUACCUCAGCUACUUUGUGCUCUUUGUCCAGUUCUUCUACGAGGCCUACUUUGCUCCGAAGUCCAAUUCGAGGGUCUCGGCCGCCGCCAAGAAGAGCGAGUAGAUGAAGGGGGGGGGGCGGGACCAUGAAGAAAAGGGGAGGGUGAGACGGAGGAGCAGGAACCAGUGACUUGAGACUAAAGUGUUGGCGGUGGGGGGGGUUGUUGGAAUGGGAGGGGGUGGAGGGGGGUGUGUGUGUGUGUGCUUGAGCGUUACUACUAAUGUGCAGAUCUAAAAAGCCUCGAGAAGCCGCCGCCGCCGCGAUCAGAGCCAUCUGAAGUUUUAAAUCCUGUUUUGAAUUCAUCGGGAGUAUUUUUUCUAUAACCUGAAAUCUCAUUUAAAAAAUUUAAAAAAGCCACCCAUUUGCCGCGAGCACGUUUACUUACGUACAUAUGAAGAUCGAUGGAGUCGGCGUGAACUCGCGCCAUCAGUCAGAUGUGUUUUUGUGCGUCUGUCGUCGGUGUUUUGUAGUUUUAUUUUGAAAAUCUGGAAGCUCUGGGAGAGCUGCUGGUUGGUGUGUCUUCUGUGUCUUACAUUGCAGCAAAAAAAAAUCUUCUCAGGUCUUAGGUUAUCUUUCUUAACACAAUGUGCAUAUCGAGACAAAGUAGACGUGUUCGACAUCAGCACCGGUUUACGCGGUUGUGACGAGUGAGACUGAAGCGGGCUGCGCCGACUGCCUCAGAGGAUCGCUCUGCCCCGGGGCAUGAUGGGAAACAGGAUGACACCACUGCUUCACCACUUGUCAUGACCGUGCAGAAGUUGCCGACCACACUUGUUCACGUCCCUACCAGUGAAGGAAACACUGAUGGUUUAAAUGGAGGACAAAAAUUAUUUCUUUAGCAAAAAAGAAAAGAACAAAAACAAAGAUGCAAAUUCUGCUGUAACGACUUUGAAAAAUAUGAUAUAUUCUUAAUGGUGUCUGUUGUGCUUUUGUGCAUUUGCACUGUAUCAAUGUUAAACACAUUUGUUGCUAAAAAAUGUAACGUAUGAACAAAGAGUGCGAAAAUGUGACAUGUGCCUGUGGUGAGUAUUUUAAUUUUAAUUUUGAUUGCGUGGAUCUUCUGUCACAGUAAUGACGGACGGUCAAGUUGUCUGACUGCAUCGAGCUCUCAGCAGAUCAAAGGUUCCACUUCCUGGUUCCUCCUCGGUACGAAAAGUCGAUGCUGGAUCAAAGUGCCUGGCGGCAAACACAAGUAAUCGAGAUGAUUUAAUCCAACAACUGACAACGUUUGCUGCUGGCCUUGUGUUUAAAAGUGUCACCUGACUGUACCUGACCUUCCCCCAUAGAGUGCAAUAAAGCUUAAUCAUUGAAUAAUAA